UACACAAGCAGUUUAAAAGAAAAUUUUUAUGGAAAUGUUAAAAGAAAUAAUUUAUUUUUAUGUAAGAAAAAAAUGUGAAUAUGAUUGGCUUUAUUAAAAAAAAAGAGUGCGUGUUGAGUGAUCGGAAACCCAUGUAGGCAAUUUUCACUUGUUCCACCGUAUCUUCUUUCCUUCUCUUCAAAUGAAAUGUAUACUAUGGUAUGAUGGAGUGUGCGACGCUUUAUGUCAAAAUUAUUUGUACAUACAAAAGAAUUGUAGCGAAUGGUAAUGCUAUCGAAACAGGUUCGACUGGGACUGAUCUGAGUUGAAAGUAAGUAGGAAAUUGUCUGAUCGUUUGGAGUGUAAAGCAUAAUAAAUGGCCCAAACGCAAUGGGAGGUUACAUCUGAUGAAGUUAUCACAAAACAUUAUGCCGCUAGAAUCGCACGACAAUGUGCUAAUGAUAUAAAAAAAUUUUCUUCAGAAAAAUCCCAAUGUAAAUCCCUUGUUGAAAAUUUAUCCACCUUUAUAACGAAUGUUGUACAACCCUCCCCUAAUGCUCUACAGCAUUACGAGAAGAAAGAUAGUUUAUUUACGUUAAAUGAUGCUUUUCCAGUUAAAGAGUCCGACGUAGAACAUAAUGUUUACGCUGGAGUCACCGCACGAGGCAUUAUUAAAAUUCAUCCAGGACAAUUGAGUAAUGUUGAGGAAGGCAUUUGUACUUAUAUAGCUCAAUUUUUAUUAAAGUAUGUUAAAGAUGUCGUUAAACUGAUUCUGGCAUGCAGCAGCCGCCUAGUAUUUUGUGUAUGCAACCCUAUAAGAUUUUUAGACGAAUUCAAUGGAGUUUGGAUAGCUUAUGUUCCUAAAUCUGUAAAAACGGACCCUUUGGGAUUUUCCUAUCAUUCGGACAAGUUUGGUAUAAUUUCUUUUCGAGUUGAACUCAAAUGUUUAAUUUUUCGUCCGUCUCCAAAUUCUUUUAUAGUGGGGGUUGUUAAUCACAUUAGGGAUACACAUGUAGCGUUGCUAGUCGACGGAAUGUUUAGCGCGUGUAUUAAAAGGGAUCAGUUAGAUUUAUGGUACACAUUUCUUGAGGAUCCACAACCGUCUUAUGCAUUACGUGACGAUCCGUCUAAAGGGAUACGUAUUGGAUGUCGUGUUUGCUUUCAAAUAGAAAGAUGUUGUCAUAGUGGAUCCGGUGAGAUUAUGAUUAUUGAUGGGUACCUAACCAAUUAUCACAGUGUGUCUUUACUUGAGGAUGAAAACCCGUGUACGCAUGCUCCUCUUAGUAAAAAAAAAGUUCAAGUGCAUUUAAAAAAACCUAAAAGUAAUUGUGAUACAACUAUGUCUUGAUAUAAUUUUUUAUAACUAAAAAUAUCCCCCCA
Hylaeus volcanicus is the source of this 1359-nucleotide messenger RNA. RefSeq lists its product as uncharacterized. Bases 356 to 1327 code for a protein of 323 amino acids. The record is from RefSeq and is a predicted model, not a curated record. Gene Ontology annotation, biological process: DNA-templated transcription initiation. The transcript is spliced from 6 exons. Lineage: Eukaryota; Metazoa; Arthropoda; Insecta; Hymenoptera; Colletidae. Gene Ontology annotation, cellular component: RNA polymerase I complex.